Molecule: messenger RNA, 2365 nt
Organism: Chelonia mydas (Green sea turtle)
Lineage: Eukaryota; Metazoa; Chordata; Testudines; Cheloniidae
Gene: ITGB1BP2
Product: integrin subunit beta 1 binding protein 2
Exons: 11
Coding region: 731-1663 (310 amino acids)
Source: RefSeq, a predicted model, not a curated record
CCGGGGCCCUUUAAAUCCCCGAUGGAGCCUGGCCACCCCUACGGAGCCCCAGGCCCUUUAAAGCUCUGCCAGAGCCCAGAGCCCCGGGGUAGCAGUGGCAUCCGGGAGCCCUUAGGGCUUCAAGGCCCCUCCUCUUCCAGUUGAGGCCACGCCCCCUGCUCAGGACUCCGUCGUAGCGGUAAGUCCUCUAACUUACUUUCACCCCUGAGCUUCUUACGCUUCAAGCACUGGGAUAGCACUGGAGGCUGGGAACAGUCACAGAGAGAUUACAGUUUGUUGCUUUCUGUUUGCUUAUUUCAAGUAAGGGAAACAGAAACAGUAAAUUAUAAAGAUGAGCAGCAGCCACAGAACUUCAAAGCGAGAGCUAGCCAGAUUGGAGAAAGAAGGGAGACAGAGAGAGCGAGCCAAGGAAAGCAUGGACAAGAGCAUCAGUGAGCCAUGGAGCUGAACCAACAGGCAGCAGCGGCUCACCAGCAAGCCCUGGAAGGCCGUUUGUGAGCGGCCCAGGUGGGAGCUGCUACAGAAGGGCAUCAUAAAGCACCCAAGGUUACAGGGGUGACACAGCUACUCAUUAGUCUGGAUUGUGCCCCGGAUUCCUGUGUGUACCACCCAGGUGUUCCAAUAUUCCAUGAUGCCCUGAAGGGCUGGUCUUGUUGCAAGAAACGAACCACAGACUUCUCAGAAUUCCUCUCUAUAAAGGCUUGUCUCUGGUCCCUCCCCUUAGGGCUGCAUGAAGGGGUGUCACAGCAAUGAGAAGCCCCCCGAGCCCUUCCGGCCAGAGGAUACCUCAGACAAGCUGAAGGCCAAGCCAAGCACAGAACUCAUCAUCCAAAGCCCAAAAUCAGCUGAGAAGAUGCAGCGUGAAAGGCCAAGCUCUGAUGAGCCAAGACAGCCGCUGCUGAUUAAAGUGUCCAGAUCUCUGGAGCAGACCCUGGAGAAGCUGAAGCUGGCCUCCAAAAACCAAUGCCCAGAGGGAGAUUCCUUGUGCAGGGCAGAGGCCAUUCCGGACGUCAGAACUGGCACCACCUGUAAGAACUCAGGCUGUAUGGCGAUCUACAAGGGGGCAGAGAAUGAGACGGAGGCUUGUAUUUUCCACCCAGGAGUUCCUGUCUUCCAUGAGGGUAUGAAGUACUGGAGUUGCUGUGGCAUUAAAACUACAGACUUCGGUGCGUUCCUGGAGCAAGAGGGCUGCAGCACUGGGAAACACAGCUGGCUAAAGAAGGAGGAUAAGAAGUUGGUUUCUUGUCGACAAGACUGGCAUCAAACCAGCAGCCAAGUGGUGGUGACGAUUUAUGCCAAGAAUCCUCUGCCAGCACUCAGCUCUGUGACGGCCAAUCGCACUGUGAUUGAUGUCCAUAUCAUGUUCGAAGGUGACAAGGUUUUCCAGGCAAAGCUGGAUCUCUGGGGGGUCAUUGAUGUACAGAAGAGCUUUGUAAACAUGGUGCCCACGAAAGUGGAAAUCGCCCUGCGAAAGACCAGCCCCAUGACCUGGCCCAAACUGGAGCAUCUCCAGAGCAGCUCUCAGCCCAGACAAGACCAGACUGAGAAAGAUCCUAUGGAUGCUGAGGACCCCGAAGGAGAGCAAUGGGAGGAGUCAGAUGACAGCUUGAGCUGGUCAGAGGAGGGAGAUGAGGAGGGGGAGGAAGGAGCAGUAAGCAAAUGACAUUCAUGUAGCAUCUUCAAAAGAGAGAUUGAAGCCUCUUUCUUUCAAAGACAAGCACAUGGGACCCCAGAACCAUCUGCAGGUGAGCAGAUUGAAUUAUCUGGAGACUGAGGGCCAGCUCUGAAUUUAAAGCUGCUAGAGACACUGCCUCCCAAGUGUAAAGAGUUUAGCUCACCUAUGUCUCUCUGGCAUUGUCUACAGUGGGAUAUUUCUUGUACACUGGGGAGGAAGUUAAAUAGCAGCUACUAAAGUUUGACAUUUUUAAAUCAGCAUCCAGGUGUUUUAAAAGAACUGGCUGAGGACCUCACUGGACUGUUAAUGUUAAUUUUCAUUAAGUCCUGAAACACUGGGGAAGUUCCAAAACGCUGGAAGAAAGCUAAUGUUGUGCCAGUAUCCACAAGGGUAAACCAUAUAACCUGGGUAAUUAUGGGCCUGCCAGUAUGACAUUGAUCCCAGGAAAGAUAAGGGAGCGGCUGAUGUGGGACUUUAUUAAUAAAAAAUUAAAGGAGAGUAAUGUAAUGAAUGCCAAUCAGGAUGGGUUUAUGGAAACUAGAUCCUGUUAAGACUAAUUUGAUAUCUUUCUUGAAUGAGAUUACAAGUUUUGUUGAUAAAGGUAAUAGUGUACCACAUAACAUUUUGAUUAAAAAAUUGGAAUGAUAUUAAGAGGGCACACAUAAAACGGAUUAAAAGCUAGCUAACUGA